Molecule: messenger RNA, 1499 nt
Organism: Durotheca rogersii
Lineage: Eukaryota; Fungi; Ascomycota; Sordariomycetes; Xylariales; Xylariaceae
Product: NAD(P)-binding protein
Exons: 3
Coding region: 377-1414 (345 amino acids)
Molecular function (GO): oxidoreductase activity
Source: RefSeq, a predicted model, not a curated record
GUCCUCGCAGCACGUACCGGCGAACGAUUCCCCCGAGCCCCUGGCGUAGUGUUAGAGCUGCACAACUGGGGCCAAUAGUAUACCUAUAUUAUCACCCACAGCAAUAGCGGCUCGUAGUCGAUGACGUCGGACAGAACCCGGUUGCCCCUCGGACCGUUCGGAAAUCUCGGCCUCGUCAGCUACGUCAGUGUGCAUCAUACCUCGGUCAACACUUUGUCAUCCUACUUAAUACGUACGGUAGAGCACUCGGGGCCUCGCCGACCUCCUUCGAUUCUCCGUCCCGCGCCGACCUGAAAUCGUAGUCUAGAUUCCAAGGCCAGCCUGCGAGCAGCUCUAACACACUUGCUCGUCCCCCAGCUAGCAAGCCGGUCGCACAAUGCCACCCUCGAACACGAAGCAGUGGUAUCUGCCGGGGAAGGGGACAGGCUUCGACAGCCUGGCGUUUAUCGACGCCCCGGUCCCAAAGGUGGGAGAGAACGAGGUCCUGGUAAAGCUGCACGCCGCGUCGUUGAAUUUCCGAGACCUCGCCAUAGCGACAGGCCUCUAUCCCCUCCCGACCAAGACGCCCGUCGUCGUCGGAUCCGACGGUGCCGGCGAGGUUGUCGAGGUGGGGUCCAGAGUCUCCAGGUGGAAGAAGGGCGACAAGGUAGUCACGCUGUUCAGCCAGGGCCACCAGUUCGGCGAUGUCGACAGCGUAGCUACCAUGACCGGCCUCGGCGGCAUGCUCGACGGCGCGCUGCGCCAGUACGGAGUCUUCAACGAGUCGGGGCUGGUUCGCGCCCCCAAGAACCUCAGCCUGGUGGAGGCGAGCACCCUGUCUUGCGCCGCCCUGACGAGCUGGAAUGCACUUUACGGGCUGAAGCCGUUGAAGCCGGGAGGGACGGUUCUGGUGCAGGGUACCGGCGGUGUUAGCGUGUUCGGGCUUCAGUUUGCGAAAGCCGCGGGGGCUACCGUUAUUGCCACCACCUCCACCAACGAGAAGGCAGCCGUGUUGAAGAAGCUCGGCGCCGACCACGUUAUCAACUACAAGGAGGACCCCAAUUGGGGCGAGACGGCCAAGAAGCUUACGAGGAACGGUGUGGGUGUGGACCAUAUCAUCGAAAUCGGCGGUGCCGGCACCCUCGAGCAAAGCCUCAAAGCCAUCAAGCUCGAAGGCGUCAUCAGCAUCAUCGGCUUCGUCGCCGGUCUAGAGGUCAAGGCAAGUCUGAUAGAGUGCCUUAACCAUUGUUGUAUUGCCCGCGGAGUGUAUGUUGGGUCGAGGGCACUCAUGGAGGACAUGCUGGCCGCCAUCGAAGCCAACGACAUCCACCCGGUCGUCGACCCGAGGGUCUUUAGCUUCGAAGAUGCGAGGGAGGCCUACGAGUACAUGGGGGGCAUGAAGCACUUCGGAAAGGUCGUGAUCAAGAUAGAAUGAUCGGAAGGCCGAGCAGCCCGAUGAUACACAACCGGCCAGCGGAUGCCGAAUGAGGGUGCUCGCGUCGACACGCUUACUGACGGCG